AUGGCUGCUUCUUCUUCUUCUUCUCCCAGUUCUUCCUGGACUUACCAUGUGUACUUGAGUUAUAGAAUCGAAGACACUCAUCGCGGUUUCACUAGUCAUCUUUAUAACGCUCUGAAACAGAGAGGAAUCCAUUCUUUCACGAAAGGUGUAGCCGUUGAGAAGGGAGAUGAUAUCUCUGCUAAAUCAUUUUUCCAGGCAAUUGAAGCAUCACAAAUUGUGUUAGUAAUUUUGUCUCGAAAUUAUGCUUCUUCCCGAUAUUGUCUGAAUGAACUGGUAAAGAUAAUGGAGUGUCGAAGAAGGCUAGCCCAGCUGGUUAUGCCCAUAUUCUAUAAAGUAGAUUCGUCUGAUGUUCGUCAUCUGCAAGGCACAUAUGGCGAAGCAAUGAAACGACACGAGCUAAGGUUGGAAUCGGGGAAUGACAAGGCGUUGCGGUGGAGCGAGGCACUCCGGGAAAUUGCUAACGUUACCGGCUUUCAUUUAACAACAGAUCGGUAA
Molecule: messenger RNA, 495 nt
Organism: Neltuma alba
Lineage: Eukaryota; Viridiplantae; Streptophyta; Magnoliopsida; Fabales; Fabaceae
Product: TMV resistance protein N-like
Exons: 1
Coding region: 1-495 (164 amino acids)
Biological process (GO): signal transduction
Source: RefSeq, a predicted model, not a curated record